GUUUCUCGAUAGGAAAACCGCUCGGAAACAAUAUAGCGCAAUCUUGCCCACGAUGCGUAACAGGGCUACCACUCGUCUGAAACUCAAUUAUCUAAGAAGUCCGAAAAUACGGCAAUCCUGGAGCAAAUACAACCUUUACAACCUAACGCGGCUAAGAGAUGUAGGCAGAGUCCUCAAUUUCUUCAGGACAAAAUGGCAAUCAAAAUCAAUGUCCCGCAGUUACCAUGGCGAACAAAUCCGGGAGAAGCAGUGGGUGCGUAUGUUCGAUAGGCGAAUUCGGUCGGUGAUACCCAUGGACGCCCGAUACCUCGCAUCGAACGAUGGCUCUCUUGAAUCUGCUGGACGAGGAUCAGGCUUGGAUACUAGAGGGCGGAAUCGAGUCGACAAAAAAAAGGAGGUUCCCUAUAUGCAAAUGACUUAUGCUCCGUUAGAGCGACGGUUGGAUACCGCCAUCUUUCGGGCAAUGUUCGCAAGCAGUUCUCGUCAGGCAAGACAAUUUGUGAUCCAUGGAGCAGUUAAGGUCAACGGCAAACAGAUACGAUACCCAGGUUACCAAUUAAAUCCAGGAGAUAUGUUCCAGGUUCUACCGGAACGCGUUAUGUUCGCUACCGGUGCACCGAAAGUCACCGAGAAAGCCAAGGCGACAGAACAAGAAGGAGAAGGAGAAGACGCUGCUUCGGAAGAAGCUGCAGAAGCCGUGGAAAAGCAGACGCAGCCCGAAGAAGAGGUAGAAGUCGAGCAGGAUCCUCGGGAGGUCCUGAAAGCACUCAAGGCCCAAGCAAAGUCUAUCCUUACAUCGGCAAAGCAAGAUCUGGGUGGGAAACGUAAACAGGAACUGCGGGCUUUUUCCAGAGCCAUUCGAAGACUACUGUCAAAAUCCAAAUCCACGACGCUCGAAACUGGGAGCGCUGAAGCGCAACUGGCAGAAAUCCAAGAGCAGCUGCAAAUCAGACGAGAGCACAAGGCAGCGGGCACAAGCUCGCCACCAUCCGCACAAGCCCAGGUAGCAGCGUCGGCCGAAUCCGCAGAUCUCACAUCCGUUGCACAGGAAGGACCCAAGGCGAGUACAGAGCGACCCAGUCUGAACGACGAGGAGUACAAUGAACUGUUAUCAGCCCUGCGCUCGAUGCAGGAAAAUCCCAUUGACGAUUCGAAGCCCUACGCAACACCGUGGGUGCCACGGGACUUUAUGAGCGUGUUCGCCUUCAUCCCCCGAUUCUUGGAAGUGAACCACAAGAUUUGUGCGGCGGUGUACUUGAGGCAUCCUGUGGCAAGGCCGGGCCUGGCUGAGGUGCCAACACCUUUCACCGAAUCGGUUAACAGCAGCGCUUUUGCGUGGUAUCUGAGAAGGAGAUGAUCUUGGCGGCUGGACUGUACUAUACCUUUGCGCAUAGCGAUGGCGCUGGUCACGACUCUCCAGAAAAUGUAAAACAAUUCUUGUAUUCACAUACAGCCAAGGGGCAGAGAUCAAUGCAUGUAUGGAGUUUGCAGAUGCUCCCGAUUGUAUAUUGUCUAUGUCUAGGAGAUCACAACAAUGGGUUCGACCGGUAUUCUGGAGCCGUCUCCCCGUUGGUCUCUGGCUUUUUGGCCUGGUUCUCUUUCUCGAUGCUAAGCUCGUCAUCCUCGAGGUCCGCCAGAUACUUCUCGGCCUCAAGCGCUGCUAUGCAUCCACUACCAGCGCUGGUGAUGGCUUGUCGGUAUCUCUUGUCCUGAACAUCGCCAGCAGCGAAUACACCCGGGACGCUCGUGUAACUUGUGCCCGGCUCUGUCACAAUAUAUCCAUCUUCAUCUGUGUGGACCUGGCCCUUGAAGAUAGCUGUUGCGGGAUCAUGGCCAACAGCGUAGAAUAGUCCAUUCGCAUCCAUCACUUCCUCCGCGCCA
Exophiala xenobiotica is the source of this 1881-nucleotide messenger RNA. RefSeq lists its product as uncharacterized. Bases 53 to 1357 code for a protein of 434 amino acids. The record is from RefSeq and is a predicted model, not a curated record. Gene Ontology annotation, cellular component: mitochondrial small ribosomal subunit. The transcript has 3 exons. Lineage: Eukaryota; Fungi; Ascomycota; Eurotiomycetes; Chaetothyriales; Herpotrichiellaceae. Gene Ontology annotation, biological process: positive regulation of translational fidelity. Gene Ontology annotation, molecular function: rRNA binding; structural constituent of ribosome.